Sipha flava (yellow sugarcane aphid) is the source of this 1384-nucleotide messenger RNA. Its product is annotated as AT-rich interactive domain-containing protein 4B. Bases 63 to 899 code for a protein of 278 amino acids. Lineage: Eukaryota; Metazoa; Arthropoda; Insecta; Hemiptera; Aphididae. The record is from RefSeq and is a predicted model, not a curated record. The transcript is spliced from 4 exons.
UUGUUCGGGGGACGGCGCGCGCGCUCCCGACGACCGCAGUACAACGUAGUACGUCGGCCGACAUGGACGCAAAAUCCGCGGAUCACCGGAAGUCCAAGCGUGAUUCCCGUUACGCCGAAUCGCAGCUCCGGAAUCUCAACACGAAAAUCGACAAACUGUUGAACAAACUUGAUGAGAAAGAACAAGACGAGGCGAAAACGCCGGAAGAAGAGUGCGUGAUAUGCGUGAACUCGAAGGCGACGAUGCAAACGUGGCCGUGCGGCCAUCGGGUGGUAUGUCGCAAGUGCCUGGUGCGCACCAUCCAGAUAGCGGUGUCCCGGCGGUCGUUGCCGUUGCGAUGCGUCGUGUGCCGGGCCCGAGUGUUGCGGCUCAAGAGGUCGUCGGACGGCCGCACGGCGUCCACCCCGUCGGCCGCGGGCCACAACGUGGCUGCGGCCACCACGACGUCCGCUCGGUCGCACAGCCUGCCGAUCAAACUGCGACGACACGCGUCCGCCGCGGUGGCCGUCCGGUCCCGGUCGAUGGGCACCGGCAAAACGGUCAACCGGCAGCAAGCGGUCAGCGACGGUGGACGGAGGAAACACAACUAUGCGGGCGCGGCCGCUGGUUGGGCAGAAGCGUUCACCACCAACGAAGACGGUGGUAGAGGUGGCGGCGGUGGUGACGACGACGACGAUGACGAACACAACGAACACGAUAUCGACGACGACGACGAUGACGACGAUGACGACGACGACGACGACGAAGAUGACAGAGACACAACGGCCGUUAAAUACAGCAAACUGGACUCGUCGACGGUGGACCUGAGGCGCGACCAUCGAUCGAAAAACGGUCUACGGAGGAUACUCGGUAAAUUCAAAUUCUGGCGGUUCUUACAAUUUAAGAACCACAAACCAUAGUACACGAUGUUACGCACGUAGUCACGCGCGAUCACGUAGAGCGCACUCACUAUUAUUUUAUUUAUACAUUUAUUUUUAUUUUUUGUUCUCGACCCAGCGCGUUUAUCUGCUGGUACCCAACGACGUUGCAUAUUAUUUACAUGCAUGUACGUGCGUGUAAUAAUAUUGUGUAAAACGAAUAAGAUAAUAAGACGACACGACGUGAAACGUCUGCUUUUUUUUUCAGUCCCAUUCCCUGAACGAUAUCGCGCGUGACUAAGAAUGCGGUUAAAUGAAUAAUAUGAAUAUAAUAUUAGGUUUCUAUCCCUUUUUUUUUAUAUACAUAACAAAAUAAAUAGUACAUUUUAAUUUCAAUGUCGACAUAUGCGAAUAAUAUAUAACAUUUUAACACUAUAUUGUGUAUAAACUCCCGUAUAUAAUGUAGUUUUGUCUUUCAAAACGUCAGUUAAAUGAUCCUGAAACAAAAAAAAAAAAAAAAUCACAAA